Nematostella vectensis (starlet sea anemone) is the source of this 2211-nucleotide messenger RNA. Its product is annotated as DBH-like monooxygenase protein 1. The transcript has 14 exons. Gene Ontology annotation, cellular component: secretory granule membrane. NCBI's taxonomy places the organism in Eukaryota, Metazoa, Cnidaria, Anthozoa, Actiniaria, Edwardsiidae. Gene Ontology annotation, molecular function: copper ion binding; dopamine beta-monooxygenase activity. Gene Ontology annotation, biological process: norepinephrine biosynthetic process; dopamine catabolic process; octopamine biosynthetic process. Bases 14 to 1948 code for a protein of 644 amino acids. The record is from RefSeq and is a predicted model, not a curated record.
UCAUGUCAUUAGCAUGCCGCACCUUGCUUCGCACAAAGCCCGCAAGAUGCGCUAUCAAGUUUCAUUUGCAUGCGAAGGAAAGAUGGAGUUGUGUGUUGUGUUGCUCGCUCUUUGCGGAGUCUCUGCCAUCUCGGCAGCAAGCCUGGCGUCCGAGUACAACCACUUUGCCGCCUUGGACGAUAACCAAUGGAUGAAGCUGUACUGGAGCAUUAAUCACAAUGCCAAGACCAUCUCCUUCGCCCUGGAAGCGGAAACCACAGGAUGGGUCGGCUUCGGGAUCUCGUCCGGGUCUGGGAUGAUGAAGGGGGCUGACAUCGUGAUCGGGUGGGUCAAGGAUGGAAAGGCCUUUCUUACGGAUCGUUAUGCUGACGGCGAAUACAUGCCCAAGAUCGACGAUCAUAACGACUACAAAUUAAUCAGCGGAACCGAGGAGAACGGAAAGACCAUCCUCAAGUUUAGCAGGAAGAUUGACACGUGCGACCCACGUGAUCGUAAGAUCAAGAUUGGGACCACCAAAGUUAUCUGGGCGCUUGAUUACGAGGAUCCACAGUCGGAGAACGACAUGAGAAAGCACCGAUUCCGCGGCUCGCGCAGUGUACUUAUGCUCAACUCUCAAGGCAACAGCAACCCCCCGGACCCGGCGUGGAGCCACUUUGAUAUUCUCAUGAACAAUUACAGUGUCCCGGCCAGACACACCACAUACUCCUGUCACGUGUUCACCAUCCCAAAGUUCACCAAGAAACACCACAUCGUGCGGUUCGACCCCGUUGUCCAGUCGGAAAACGCUGGUAUUGUGCAUCACUUCAUUGUCAUGGCGUGCGAUAAGGAUUUCCCUGAACAUCUCUCUAAUGAUACCAGCGAGUGUACGGACGAGGCUAACAUGCCUGCAGAAGUUCUGAAGUGCCGCGGACGGGGUGUCUUAGUAGGAGCCUGGGGCGUAGGGGGAGGGCCCUUCGUUUACCCUGACCACGUGGGGUCCCCGCUUGGACUGGAUUUCCAGGGACGAUACUUUGUGAUGGAAGUGCACUACAACAAUCCUGAUAAGCUGGCAGGUAAGAUAGAUAAUUCAGGAGUGAGAUUCUUCUACACGGACUCUCUGCGCAAGUAUGAUGCUGGAGUACUGAAUGUCGGAGCUUCUGUGACACCAUGGAUGCUCAUCCCGCCAAAACAAAAAGAGUGGACCACGACCACUUACUGCAACAAGAGAUGCAAUGAAAAUGCUCUGAUGAACUCCAGUCUUCCCGAAAAAGGAAUCAAGUUUUUCUCUGCUUUCUUGCACACUCAUUUGGCCGGCCGGGCGACCUGGACCAAGCAUGUGAGGAAUGGUGUCGAAUUGCCUGAGAUUGCACGUGACGACAACUACGAUUUCAACUUUCAGGAUAUCCAGUUUUUGAACAAAGAAGUCCAUUUCUUGCCGGGUGAUGAGCUGAUCCACGAGUGUGUCUACAACACCAUGGACCGCACCGGGGUGACUUUUGGCGGUGAAGCUACGAAUGAUGAGAUGUGCCUAAACUUCAUGUUCUAUUACCCGUUCAUCCCGGAGAUGUCUCGAGUUUGUGGCGUGGUCGACCUCAAGGCUGCUAUUAACAUCGUGGACAAAUACUACCCUGAGCUGUCUGAAAACGUAACGAAAUCGACGAAUAACAAAUUCCACGUCAACCCGAUACGAAGCAGCAAAAAGAGCUGGACUUCUGAGAUGACUGAGGCGUACUCAAAGAGUAUCAAGGAAUCGACGGGGGAGUUUUCCGUGUGGUGCACAAAACGCACGAAAAACGACACUCUCCGUGACCUGAUAAAACCACAGUACAUGACGCCGAAAGUAAAGAUCACCACUCCAUGGAAAGCCCCGGAUGAUGGCUGUACUGACGUCAAUUCUUCUGCCACGACAGCGAGGCUCCAGCUCGUGGUGGCUUGGGUUCUAGUCCUCCUAGUUGCCAUAGCGCUCUAGUUAUCCCGUGUUUUGCUAGGCCUGUCCAAACAAUAGACUUGUUGUCGUAAAAGUAUACUUGCAUGCCAUUUGUAUGUUUUAGAACCAGGCUCUAUUAAAAGCCUCAAGCCUAUUGCUUUUAGGAUUUUAUGUUUUAUUUUGUAUUUUUCUCGGUAAGACAUUUAAAAAAUCAAAGGCUCUGUUGUUGUAUCACCCAUUAAUGUAAGAACAUAUCUCCCAUAAAUGUAAUAAUUCUGACCCUAUAGAAACGUAAGACAUCCAAA